Aspergillus aculeatus ATCC 16872 is the source of this 2268-nucleotide messenger RNA. RefSeq names its product transcription factor domain-containing protein. Lineage: Eukaryota; Fungi; Ascomycota; Eurotiomycetes; Eurotiales; Aspergillaceae. Gene Ontology annotation, biological process: DNA-templated transcription. The coding region runs from base 1 to 2268 and encodes 755 amino acids. The transcript has 2 exons. Gene Ontology annotation, molecular function: zinc ion binding; DNA binding. The record is from RefSeq and is a predicted model, not a curated record.
AUGGUUUCUACGGUCCGAGAUCUGAUAGACCCGGACUUCGAUCCACUGAUUGCGCUGCUGGAUGAAGAGCCGCGAUUCUUGAAGCCGCUUCCAGCACGCACCCCCCCGGAGGACUUGGAAUUCUUGCGAUUCCGUGGAGCUCUGACAAUUCCCGAGAGUGGUCUGCGAAAUGAGCUCCUGCGCUGCUAUAUCAAAUGGGUGCACAGCUUCAUGCCGGUGCUGAACCUACAGGAGUUCUUGCGGUGUGUGGCCGAGAAUGACCCCAACGGGAAUGUCAGCUUGCUGCUAUUCCAGGCGGUGAUGUUUGUGGCCACUGCGUUCGUGGAUAUCAAACAUCUGCAGGAUGCUGGUUAUGCGACCCGGAAAAGUGCGCGAAGUGUAUUCUUUACACGGCUGAGGCUGCUUUACUCCUUGGACUGCGAAGACGAUCGGAUUGUCAUCUUGCAGACACUUCUUCUCAUGACUUAUUGGUCUGAUCAUCAGAACAACCCUCACAGAGACAUCUGGGAUUGGAUUGGUGUCUGCAAUACACAAGCCCAUUCCAUCGGGUUGAACAGGGAUGCAUCCGCAUCUAAUAUGGACCCGAAGAUGAAGAGGCUGAGGGCUCGGAUAUGGUGGAGUCUAUACUCACGCGAUCGUCUCAUCGCCAUGGGUUUGAGGCGUCCUACUCAGGUCAACGAGGGGACAAGCAAUGUACCCAUGUUGCGACUUGAGGAUUUCGACUUCGAGCCUUUUCAUCCUGCAGUCAUUGAGAUGUUUCGCUGUCGUCAGCUCGAAGACCUAUCCCACCAAAAGCGCCUAGCUACCAUGUUCAUAGAAAAGGCCAAGCUGUGCCAAAGCAUAGGGAGAGUCUUAUUCGCGCAGUAUUCACCAUCUCAGUGCCAAUUCGGGGUGACAAAUCGAACAACGAUCAGUCUGGUCCCCAGACAAGCAUCAGAAUCAGAAUUGGCACGAUGCAGCCAGCGACUCGAAUCAUGGUUGGGUGCCCUCCCAAAGGAUGCACAAUUCAUCCCUACGUCACGAACUAAUAUUCGGGAUGGAGAAGAUGUCUUGCUUCUCCACGGCGCAAUGGUACGAAUGCUAUAUCAUGCGACUACUAGCGCACUGUACCGACCCUGGGCAUUUUUGCCCAAGAAGGAUCAACCCAAGUCGCGUCUUGAUCUAAUCACCACAGCGCAGACGAAGAUGCAGGAGGCUGUCAUUGGUAUUACUCAUAUCAUUCAGGGUCUGAACCAGUUGAACCUCACACGCUUUCUGCCACAGUCCGGGGUAACAGUAAUUAUCCCCGCUGCUGUAGCCCAUCUGACGAACUCGUUGUCCGGCAACCCCUCAACGCGAGAAUCCAGCAUUCACCACUUCCAGCGCUGCAUCCAAGUCUUGCAAGGGCUCAAAGAUAUCUAUCCCGCAGCAGACAUGGAAGUAGCUAACAUCGAAGCUGCGGUCAAGGUCCAAUCUGACUGCAAUAACGCUCUCUUACAAAUCAUGCAACUUGACUCUCCUUCAUCUCCGAACACCAUGCAGCAACCUCAGGCGCGGAAACCAAGUACUGCCUCCACCUCCCGAACUAUGCUUUCAGCGGAUGGGAAAAAUCCCACUCAAUGGACCCCUCCUCGAGACGAUCAGGAACCAACCGACUCCACCACCUUGAACCUGAAACAAUCCGACCUUAGGACCGCCGGCCCCUUCCGAGCCCGCCGCGACAGCAAUCUCACAGCAUCACCUGCCACCGCAGCCUCUCUCAACGCCAACCCUCCAUCCUUACACAAAGCUCAACCCACCCCGCCACACGAUUUCGAUGACCCCUUUAGUCAUGUUUUCCACGAUCAUCAUUCUGUCUCACCCCGCCAACAAAACUCCCAACCCGACCAUCAAGGCCAGUCGCACGACAAUUCGACCCUAGACACUACGGACUUUUUCUUCGACCUUGACCUCGACCUCGACAAUUAUGAUGCUGACUUUCACUCCCAGGAAGGCCGUGAUUCGACCGCUACAGCAGCGACAGCAGCCGACCACACCGCCGCCGCCGGCAUGGACAUCGACUGGGCGAACGAGCUUCUCCGCUGGGUUGACCCGGACCAAAGUCAGAGCCGUGAGCUGACGUCCGAUGACCACGAUCGCAACGACCUCUUCCGGAUCUUUGACCCCGAAAGCAGUAGUGGCAACGUGCAGCAGCACGAAAUGACGGCCACUGGGUUCACCCCUGGGAAUAUUACGGGUGAUCUGGACCGGGAUUUAGGGUUGACUGAAGAAGAGGAUGGGAUGUUUUGA